GCGCAGAAAAGGGAGAGAGCUGGCGGCUCCGGGGGCGGGUUUUGCCGUCUCCUCCUCUUCUCUCCUGUCAUGGUGUCCCCAACCUUGACCGCCGUGCAGAGGUUGUGCAGGCGGCCUCUCUGCGAGAUAAGGAUCUACUAACGUUUAAAGGAAAACCUUUAUUAAGUAAAAGGAAGAUGGAGUUCAGAGUGUACAACUUGUGAACUACCAAAUGAAUGAUCUUGCGGGAGUCUGCAGGCAUUUGUCAUGGACUGUGGCUGCUCUGCCAAGUUGUGACUCCACUUGCUUCUCUCUCUUUGGUGGGAGCUGGCUUUUUGCCCAGCUGGGGGAGGUUGCCAGGCCCUCACCACUCUUCCACAGGUGCCGGUACACCAAAGGCGGGCACAAGCUGUUUGCAUUCCAGCAAUUCACCUGCACGUGACUGCAGCCACCAUGCAAGCCAGCCAGGAAGAUUUUGAAAAGGCUCAAGAAAAACUGAAGCUUUUGAAAAAUGAUCCUGGGAAUGAAACUAAGUUGAAGCUCUAUGCUUUGUUUAAGCAGGCUACUGAAGGUCCCUGCAAUUCUCCCAAACCAAGUAUGCUGGAUUUUGUCAAAAAAGCCAAGUGGGAUGCAUGGAAUUCCCUUGGUGAUUUAUCUCAGGAUAAUGCCAGGCAGAAAUAUACAGAACUUGUCUCAAGUCUGAUCUCUGCAGAAUCUGCUGACCAGAAGAAAGAUGAUUCUCCGGAUGAGGGCAGACAUGAUGGCUAUGAAACAAUACUAGUUACCACCAAAAACAAUAUCACAAAGAUAAUGUUUAACAGACCUGAUAAGAAGAAUGCCAUCAACCGUAAGAUGUAUGGAGAAAUUAUGAAAGCACUUGAAGAAGCUGGAAAAGAUGAUUCUACCAUAGCAGUUAUUACUGGAAAUGGAGACUACUAUAGUAGUGGAAAUGAUCUGAAUAAUUUUGCUUCUGCCCUAGCUGGUGAAGCGGAGAAGAUGGCAAAAGAUGGAGCAAUAUUACUCAAAGACUUUGUGGAUCAUUUUAUUGAUUUUCCUAAACCACUGAUUGCAGUAGUAAAUGGCCCAGCUGUUGGAAUCUCUGUAACACUCCUUGGAUUAUGUGAUGUCGUGUAUGCUUCUGACAGCGCUACAUUUCACACCCCUUUUAGUCAACUUGGACAAAGCGCAGAAGGAUGUUCUUCUUACACAUUUCCAAAAAUCAUGGGCUUAGCCAAGGCAAGUGAGAUUUUGCUUUUCAAUAAAAAGCUGACCGCAGCAGAAGCCUGUGCCAAAGGACUUGUGACUGAAGUCUUCCCUCAAAGGACUUUUCAGAAGGAAGUUUGGAAAAGAUUAGAAGCUUAUGCAAGUCUCCCAAAAAAUUCCUUGGCAGUGACAAAGCAACUGAUGCGAAGUAUGGAAAAGGAGAAGCUCCAUGCAGUCAACAGUAAGGAGUGUGAAGUCCUGCAGGGGAGAUGGUUGUCCGAAGAAUGUGUAAAUGCUGUUGUCAGCUUCUUUAGUCAGAGAUCAAAACUCUAAUCUUCACCAUAGAAUAAUUCAUCUUCUGGCAAUAGCUUAAUCUGCCCUCAUUGUUAAUAAACUUUCUCUUCAAGAAAUAGUUCUUAUACCUUUUGAUGUGGUAUAUUUCUGUUCUGAGUACUGUGUUAAAACCAGUUCAUAAAAUUAAUAUAAUGUUAUGUGCCUUGGAUCCAUAGGUGGGAGGAUAAGGAGGUUCAUUAUUCUGUAGCCAUCAGUGAUGUUUCUGAAUAGUCAUAAAGCAGCCUUUCUUCCAAAAGAAGCUACAGAUUAGCACUGUAUUUUCAUAGCUCUUCAGUUGAUGUCUUACAAGUGAUUUUUAUAUUAAUCUGUGGGGAAGGGAAUACUGCAUAAAUAAUGGAAAUAAAAUAAAUGGAAA
This is a messenger RNA of Cuculus canorus (common cuckoo), 1891 nucleotides long. RefSeq names its product enoyl-CoA delta isomerase 2 (gene ECI2). Lineage: Eukaryota; Metazoa; Chordata; Aves; Cuculiformes; Cuculidae. The record is from RefSeq and is a predicted model, not a curated record. The transcript has 12 exons. Gene Ontology annotation, molecular function: fatty-acyl-CoA binding. The coding region runs from base 433 to 1515 and encodes 360 amino acids.